Aureobasidium vineae is the source of this 1866-nucleotide messenger RNA. The record is from the annotation of a GenBank genome assembly. NCBI's taxonomy places the organism in Eukaryota, Fungi, Ascomycota, Dothideomycetes, Dothideales, Saccotheciaceae.
AUGCAAGCACUUUGGUCUCGGAUAGCGCAGACCGGACUCAGCUGCCAUUGCCCGUCAUGUGUGUCGGCCGGUGCCAGUGGAGUUGCUAGGCGGACCACCAAUGCCGCCGGCAGGAGGCCGGUGAGAUGGGCCCUGUCGUCGACCUUUGUAUACUCGGGCAUCUUUGCCGCCGCCGCUACCACCGACGCCGGAUUCAAGCAGAAGAGACGGGAACAAUGGGACCGCGCCAUCGCAGACAUCAAACACGAUCUGGACGAUUCCCAAUUGGGCAAGACUACCCAAGCCAGGCAAGAGACGGAAGGACACCUUCAGGCCGGACAAGAGCAGGAAGGGACAUACAGGUGGAAACCGCUCUUUGACGACCCGCAGGACGCCGUUCUCGAAGAUCAACACCAAGAAGCGCAUCUAGAUGGCCCUGUAUGGCCAGAAAAUACAGGAGCUGGCCUACAUCGACCAUUUGUUGCUCCCACCUCCAUAUAUGCAAGGACUUCUACCCGGGAAAGGGCAUUUGCCGCCCGCUGGACUACAAAGAAGAUACGCACGACCGAGUUGGCUGUCGACAAGCUUAUUCUUCGCAUGCUGUUACAUCUGGAUGAACUCAAUUCUCGUAAAGACUUAGCUACUGCUGUGCCGGAGUCAUGUCACGAUCUCUUCGGUGCCCCUACUUCCCACCUCAAGGCUCUUCUACUAUUUACAAAUGAUCAACAUAUGGAGGCCACUACCUUUCCAGAUCCAAACGCACACUUCAACGAUCUCCCACGACAACAUAAACACGGUGUUACUUAUCGACAGGAUGGCUUCGGCGAGUACCACAAGACUGCACAAGAUCUAAACUCUGCUCUAGGCCUGCUGUUUGAGAAGAAAGAAUCAGGCCAACUGGCCUAUGAGCAACUUGUCGCAAGGAUUGCCUACAACCUCUACAUUUCUUCCGCGGCGCCCAACUUGGAUUGCUGGAAUACCUUACUCCGUGGCUUCAUGGAAUGCGACAAUAUCGGCCUGGUGAAUCCAACACUAUAUGCCAUUGAAAAUGCCAAUGUCCGUCACAACGAGACCACAAUAAAGGCUACGCUCAAGUAUUAUAUUAUGAUCAACCGGUCUACCGAGUUCACCGCCUUUGUUGAUAGAAUCCGCGGUGUGGGAAAAGGUCUCAUGCUCGCAAAGCCCACCAUCACUGUCAAUGAUUCAGGCCGUCCGCGUCUGGUAGUGAAAGAGGAUGGCAAGAUUGUUCAAAAGCCAUAUCACACGCCAGCAGUCACAGAAGUCAUUGUUCAAGGCGUCUUGCACUUCAUUGGCUUCGAUGCAGCCCUCCGCAUUGCCACAGACAUGGGUCAAGAAGGAUGGGGUUUGUCCAUCCGUGGUUUGACUCCAUUGCUCGACGAUCGAGCGCGAAAAGCAGACUACAAAGUCGGAUGCCAGAUAUGGGACCUGAUCAAGAGGCUUCAGGAGGAGAGUAGAGCCAAAGGCAAACCAGAAAGACUGUUCGCCCGCACAUACUCGGCGAUGAUGCGUUUGUGCAGUGCUUGCAAUGAAAUGGCGCGCUUCGACGAGAUUUUGUGCGAAGCACGCGCGGCCAAAUACGAGCAUCGAGAGUUGCUGAAUAUGUUCAGGCAAGAGAUGCUUAAAGGAUCGUCUCCAGUGCGUCAGUUGGCAGACCCCAAUUCGACUAUGCAACGGUAUAGGCACGGCAUCACACAAGCAGAUUUUGAGAACAUCGAGGAGAAGGAACCCGAGAAAGUGGAUGAGGAGGUCUGGACGGCAUCGGAAACUCCUGCUGGUAUAUCAUCUCCCAAUCUUGACCCUACCUCUGGUCUGGAUCUUCAGGAUGACGAUGAUUGGCUUGAUUCACCAAUAGAAGUGAGACAGUGA